This is a messenger RNA of Microtus ochrogaster (prairie vole), 1654 nucleotides long. RefSeq names its product endothelin receptor type B (gene Ednrb). Gene Ontology annotation, molecular function: endothelin receptor activity. NCBI's taxonomy places the organism in Eukaryota, Metazoa, Chordata, Mammalia, Rodentia, Cricetidae. Gene Ontology annotation, cellular component: plasma membrane. Gene Ontology annotation, biological process: vasoconstriction; endothelin receptor signaling pathway; developmental pigmentation. The record is from RefSeq and is a predicted model, not a curated record.
GGAUUAAAACUCAGCGAGCAGGGUCAGGAAGGAGACUGAAUGCGGGCGAGCGGGUGGCGCACGCCCAAGUUCCCCAUUGGCGCGCAAACUUAAGUUACUGUUAAGCGGGUAGUGGCGGCCAGCGUGCGUGUUUGCGGAGGCGUGGCUGGGGUAGCUGACAAAAGUGCCUUGUCGUCUUUAUUCCUCUGUUGGUCUCCAGACUGAAAACAGCGGAAAGGCUACCGGACUCCCACUGGAGCAAGCAGUAACAUGCAGCCGCCGGCAAACCAGCGCGGAUGCGCCUUGGUGGCGCUGCUGCUGGCCUGUGGCUUGUUGGGGGUUUGGGGAGAGGAAAGAGGAUUCCCACCUGCACAAGCCACACCGUCUCUCCUGGGGACUGAAGAGGUAAUGACGCCACCCACUAAGACCUCCUGGACGAGAGGUUCCAACUCCAGUCUGACGCGUUCCUCAGCACCUGCAGAGGUGACCAAAGGAGGGAAGGUGAAUGAAGUCUCGGCAAGAUCCUUCCCUCCUCCAUGCCUACAAACUGUUGAGAUCAACAAGACUUUUAAAUACAUCAACACGAUUGUAUCCUGCCUCGUGUUCGUGCUGGGCAUCAUCGGGAACUCCACGCUGCUGAGAAUCAUCUACAAGAACAAGUGCAUGCGAAAUGGUCCCAAUAUCCUGAUCGCCAGCCUGGCUCUGGGAGACCUGCUGCAUAUCAUCAUCGACAUCCCCAUCAGUGUCUACAAGCUGCUGGUGGUAGAUUGGCCAUUUGGAUCGGAGAUGUGUAAGCUCGUGCCCUUCAUACAGAAGGCUUCUGUGGGGAUCACCGUGCUAAGUCUAUGCGCUCUGAGUAUUGACAGAUAUCGAGCUGUUGCUUCUUGGAGUCGAAUUAAAGAAACUGGAGUUCCAAAAUGGACAGCAGUAGAAAUUGUUUUAAUUUGGGUUGUCUCUGUGGUUCUGGCUGUCCCUGAAGCCAUAGGUUUUGAUGUGAUUAAGACAGACUACAGAGAAAAGCCUCUAAGGGUCUGCCUGCUUCUUCCGGUUCAGAAAACAGCCUUCAUGCAGUUUUACAAGACAGCCAAAGACUGGUGGCUGUUCAGUUUCUACUUCUGCUUGCCACUAGCCAUUACAGCAAUCUUUUAUACCUUGAUGACCUGUGAAAUGCUGAGAAAGAAGAGUGGCGUGCAGAUCGCUUUAAAUGACCUCUUAAAGCAGAGACGAGAAGUGGCCAAGACAGUCUUCUGCCUGGUUCUCGUGUUUGCCCUCUGCUGGCUUCCCCUUCACCUCAGCAGGAUUCUGAAGUUCACUCUUUAUGACGAGAAUGAUCCACACCGAUGUGAACUUCUGAGCUUUUUGUUGGUUUUGGACUACAUUGCUAUCAACAUGGCUUCUUUGAAUUCCUGCAUCAAUCCAAUCGCUCUGUAUUUGGUGAGCAAAAGAUUCAAAAACUGCUUUAAGUCCUGCUUGUGCUGCUGGUGCCAAACGUUUGAGGAAAAACAGUCCUUGGAGGAAAAGCAGUCCUGCUUGAAGUUCAAAGCUAAUGAUCACGGAUAUGACAACUUCCGUUCCAGCAAUAAAUACAGCUCCUCUUGAAGGGAAGAGUAUUCAUCCGCUCAGUCUCAUCAUCCUUGUUUUGGACAGAUAUCAUUAGAGAGGGGAAAAAAAAAAA